UCGGAUUUCCUUGGUAAAAGAAGAAGAGAAGUAGGAAGACUUCCCUGUGGCCAAUAAUUCAUUCCUCUUUGGAAACAGUUAAAGGAAAGCACCGUCUCCUGCCUCGACAUGUCUACAGCGUACAAAAACAGGAUACAAGAGUUCAAAGUGGCCUUGGCUGAAGAAAAAAUCAACUUGAAGACACUGAGGGAGCUGUGCUUUAAUGGAAUCCCUUUUGAAGGAGGCAUACGAGCGCUGUGCUGGAAGAUCCUUCUUAAUUACCUACCUGUUGAUCAGACCCAGUGGGAGUCUUUCCUGAAAAAGCAAAGAGAGGUGUACUCCCAGUUCCUGAAGGAGAUGAUCAUCCAGCCCGGCAUUGCCAACGCCAACCUGGGCCUUUCCAGAGAAGACGUGACGAUGGAGGAUCACCCUCUGAAUCCAAACCCUGACAGCAGGUGGAACACCUACUUUAAAGAUAAUGAAAUUCUGCUGCAGAUCGACAAAGACGUGAGGCGGCUGUACCCGGACAUGGCGUUCUUCCAGCGCCCCACAGAGUACCCCUGUCAGCUGAUCCUGGACCCUCAGAACGACUACGAGACACUGCGUCGCCGAGUGGAGCAGACGACGCUGAAGGCACAAACGGUGAACUGCAACCGCAGCGGGGUCACCAAUGUGAGUUCACCUGGAAAGGCGCUGAACCUGUAUCCAUCUAACGAGUACGAGGUGCUGCCCAAUGGCAGUGAAGCCCACUGGGAGGUGGUAGAGCGGAUCCUCUUCAUUUAUGCCAAACUGAACCCUGGCAUCGCCUACGUCCAGGGCAUGAAUGAGAUUGUGGGGCCAAUUUACUACACGUUUGCCACAGAUCCCAACAGCGAGUGGAAAGAGCACGCUGAGGCAGACACCUUCUUCUGUUUCACCAAUCUGAUGUCGGAGAACAGAGAUAACUUCAUCAAGAGCCUGGACGACUCUCAGUGUGGCAUUACCUACAAGAUGGAGAGUGUGUACUCCAUGCUCAAAGACAAAGACAUGGAGCUAUAUCUUAAGCUGGAAGAGCAGAACAUCAAACCACAAUAUUUCACCUUCCGCUGGCUCACCCUGUUGUUAUCUCAGGAGUUCCUCCUGCCAGAUGUCAUCCGCAUCUGGGACACACUUUUUUCUGACCAGGACAGAUUCCAUUUCCUCAUCCUGGUCUGCUGCGCCAUGCUCAUACUUAUCCGGGAUAACUUAUUGGCUGGUGAUUUCACAGUGAACAUGAGAUUACUGCAGGAUUACCCCAUCUCAGACGUCCACACCAUCCUGACCAAAGCCAAAGACCUGCAGGAUACAUCCUAACCUGGUCCUCGUCCUCCCGCCUUCUCUGGUCAUGUGUGGUAAGUGGGAGUCUAAAACAAAAAGGAGAAAAAAGAAAAAAAAAACAUUUGUCAUGUCAAAUGUGUUGUGGAUGGACCUGACCAAUGAAGAGUCUGCACGGAUAUUUGGGACAGCGUGCAAAACUUGGGAGGACAUGCUGAAACUUCCUCGAAAUGAGUGGAGGAUGGAGGGGUGCCUUGUGUCAUAAUGCAUUAUGGGAAAAGGCUCCCUUGGUACGUGCCUGUCCUGCUUUCUCAGCCAUCUCUCCCGUGGAGACAAAUGAAGGUCUGUAGGGAGGCGGGGCCACAGUAAUCCUACACUACCAAUCGUAACCACGUGUUCAACGAAGGAGCCAAGAAUUCAAAGGAAACUCCCACUGCGAUCACGUAUGUAGUCCGAUUGAGUUUAACUGUGUUGAGCAGUAUGUGCAUGUUUGUUCUUCUAAAAAAAAAAGUUAAUUUUCAAUGAUUUUUGCUGAUGUAAGAAACAUGUAUGCCUUAUCUUUUGAAGGAUGUGAAAUGGGAGAUGGCAUUUCUGUGUAUAUAUUCACUCUGACAUCAGAAACAUGAAGCGAUAGUUUCCGCCUGUUAUCAUCUCAGCAAUGCUUUCUAACCUUUUGGAGAAUCACAGCAGAAGGAAACUGCUGUUGAAAGAACGGUGUUGUUUUUUCAUACUGAACAUUAUUUUCACAGCAGUUUUAUUUUUUUCUUCCUCUAGCCCAAAGAAGCAAGUCUCACAACUACGUUGGGACCAAUGUGCACUUAAUUUUAAUAGUAAUGAAAUAUUAACAGUAUGGUUUAGUGAAGUUCUUAAUUUUUGAUCAGCAAUCAGUCCAGCUUCUGGAAAUUGCCAAUUUAGUGUCAUCGACCAAUCGGAGGAAAUGUAUGAGGAGCUAAAAUAGCUUGUUUGAGACAGAAGGAUUAACUGAGCCCAGUGUAAGAUAAAGAAGGAUUAUUCUUAUCUAUGAAUCAUGCACAGUUGCUCAAGUAACUUAAAAUGAAAAGAGGGUGUUUUUUUUGUUUGUUUGAUGUUUUUGGAUAGUGAGGAAUUAUCUUUACAUAGCAAUGCAUCAACCACACAGCUGCCUUUUAGGCAAACUUUCUAAAAGUUGGCAUGAAACACUUCUUUUCUCCUGUUCUUUACAGAGUGCAGUUGUUCAGUCAGAAAGGAGGCUUGGCUGUUUAUAACAAAAUAAUAGCCUUGCUAAAUUGAAGUUAAUCACUUUUGGUUUAGACUGAUGAUGUUCAGUGUGAAAACGGCAUCCUGGCUCAUUGCACUUUUCUCUUCUGAUGUGCACGUCUGUGUCCAGCCUUGAGCUUGUAACACGUCAGUGAGGAGAAUCGAUGCAGAAUCAGAAAAGAAGCGAACUGUUGAAGCUUAUUGAGUGAUGACGCUCAUAUGAAGGCACUCUGUGUGGAUAUUUGAUCUGAACACGAAUGAAAAGAGGUCAUUCUAACUCUAAGAAUUUGUAAUGUGGCCCUACAUGCACAGGCCUAGCAGGCACCAGGCCCAGGGCCAUUAAAGUGCAGUGUUUAUCGUCUUUACAAACACUUCUCAGAAGUUGGUUUGGGCAUUAAAUAAUCUAAACUUUCCCUGUCUGCUUUUUAUUUUCUGCUUCUAAAAAUUAAACCUAAUCUUCCACACUAUAGAAACAUUACUUUUCUUCAUUUACUUUUACCUACAGUCUGUAACAGUGCUGAACUUUGAGGAAGUGUUAAGUUGCUCUUUCACUUAAACUGAAAAGAUUAUUCUUGCUCAACUUAUCAUAAUGAAUCAAAGUGGACCUGUUCUUCUUUUCCUGUUUCCUGUCUCAUAGUUCCUGCUCCAGUGGUGGAUGUUCAUAUUAAACACGGCCAAAGUUAACAAAUAACAAGGUCAGUGUACAGUUAGUCCCUCUGACACCAAAGCUCAGGCUGCAAAAUGCUCCAAACACUCAUUUUUUUUUUUCUACUUUUGGACUUGCAUGAAGUCACAGAGAAGGGACGUCCCUAAUACAGUCAUGUUAAGCACAGACGACCCACACACUUCAGUUGACAAGGGGCAGUCAGUCAGAAUAAAGUUGGCUUAAAGGGGGAGGAGCUAAAAUGGCUAGCUUGAGAUCUAAAGGUCUGCUCCAAGGCUCCGUGUAAAAUAAAGAAGUAUUAUUUUGAACUGUGAAUUAUGCAAAGCUCCUCUUGUAGAGUUCAGGAAAAAAACUGGAGCUGGAAAUUAGAACAAUGCAUCCACUUAAAUCUAAAACCAGUAAAAUCUCAGAACCUGAGAAAUGGCUGUUUUGUUUUAGUUUUAGUGACCGCUUUUAACUGUCAGACUUAAUAUAACACUAACUGUUAAUCUAACAAUAGCUUCAUAUGUAGGAAAAAAUUAAUGAAUUACACAUAAACUGCUUUAACACUUUGAGACGAUAAAGUCAACAUUUGUGAGAAAAAGGUGAUGAGGUGAAUCCAGAUAGAAAGUUUUUCCUGAUGGGGAAAAACACAAAUCUUCUUGCAAAAUUAUGACUUUAAAAUGUCAUUUUGGCUUCUUUUUUUCUUUUUUUUAAAAAACAAAAAAAAAAAAAACUACUUUAAUGCUGAACUUUUUUUUUUCUUUAAAUAUCACUCUUCUUUAAACCUGCAAUGGCCCAUACAUUCUGCUGUAAAAGUGAUCUUAAGGUGUUUUCACACCAACGCUGUUUAGUCUGUUUAAAUCGAGGAUGUGUGAACAUGGUGAUCACAGCAAAUCAACCACACCGAGACCCUUUGGAGGUGGUGGUCACGGUGCGGUUCGUUUAUGGUGGCUAAAUCAACUACUAAGAUAUACGCUACAAGUCUGAGCUAAAAAACGUAAAAGAGUAAUAUAAGGUUGGAGUCACAGUACAGACACAUCUGGUUGCUGAGUGGACCGAACAGUUCACUUGUUUUCAUCUCUGUGUGAAAACAGACCAAAACACAGGGAAAAUCUACAAGUUUACAAACUCAUCACUUAUUUAGACCAGAUUAAACGAACAAUAGGUGUGAAAUCCCCCUAAACUAACAAUAGAAAUCAAUAUUUAGUCAAGCUGGAGAUGGUAUGUCGCACUUUAAAUGAAAUGACAGAUCUCCCAAAAUCUGUAUUUUCAGAUUGUCUCAAGUAAUCUGAGCUGUUUUUGUAUUUUUAUUAAGGAAAACUGGAAUCAUUUUUUUCUGUACAAUAAUUUCAGUUUAUUUAAUGAAGCUGUGCAAAAUAUUAGGCUGGAAAAACACAUUUGAGCUCUGUUUUAAAAACUGCAACCAGAUCAGUAUUAGACCCACUACAGGUUUCAUAAUGUGAAGCCACAAUCAGAUCUUUAGUCAGCAAGAUUUUUUUUCUAAUCUUUCCUGACAAUAAACUGCAGAAAACUUCAAAAAGUGCAGUUUGAGUAAAACUUUCAAGGCUCAUAUCACCAUGUGAGAUAUAUGGCUGCUUAAAACAAGUGAUAACAUAUGACCGGCCUCCUUUCUACCUGCACUUUGAUACCAGGGUUGUCCUCCAGCUGUGACUCCUGCUGUUUAAAUGGGUUUUUCAACCACAAAAAGAUUUAGAUCUCAGAAAUUCUGGAAAGAUUAAAUAAAUAAAUAAAAAAGCACCAAAUUUCAUCCCAGUUGCUGAGGUUCAAUGUCCUGUUACUGUACAAACAGCCAUGGUGCUAAGAUAAAAUUAUAAGUAGCUUCAAUAAAUGCACUGGCGUUAUUGUACAAACAAAAAUGAGCUGAUUCUGAGGAGGUCCGCUGGGAACCUUUCUCAUAUUUUGCUGAUUUUACAUCAAAUCUUCCUCACUUCUUGUUGUACUUUCUAACCUCUUACUGUCCAUUGAGUAGUUAAGGGUUCAGUCAGAUCUUCCUUUUCUGUUUUAUGUUAUAACAGACGAACGUUGAGGCCAAAAUUGCUUUGAGAGUUGACUUGAGAGGCCCACGUGCUGUUUGUUUAAGCAUGUUUGUUAACAUGCUUAAAAUGCAACAUCACUGUGACUGAUACGAGGUUAAAGAUCAGUAAUCACGUUAAAAAUCUGAGAUUAGUUUUUCCCCCAAAUAAUCACAAUUAUGAUUUUUACCAUAAGUAGCCCUGCCACAGCUACACAGGUUGUUCACAUUUCUGCUGACACUGUUAAAUCGAUCUUUCAUGUUUCUGACUCCGCAAGGAACAAACGCACAACUACACUAAUCUUUGUUUCCUGACAACCUGCAGCUGAAGUAAAAUCUGCUGUUUUUGGGUUUUUUUGCAUCUCAAGAAAAAGCCGGCAUGAAAAUGAAAGUAUUGAAGUGUAUUUUAGUCUCAUUAAACCACUUCUGAACAUCUGGAAUAUUCUGUUCAGUGUGAAAGAGCAAGUUUACGAAGACCAAAAUUAUUCUGUAUUUUUACCAUGUUGGGAUUUUUUUUAUUUUUAUUUUGAGGGACUGUUACUAGUUAGAUUCCCAUGCUCCUCUUUUAAUGUGUAUUUAUUUCGUGUGUGUGUGUGUGUGUGUGUGUGUGUGUGUGUGUGUGUGUGUGUUGAAGGGAGGGGGUGAUGUUCUCUAUACUCUCAGUCUUAUAUCAGUUAUAUGCAUGGAAUGGAUUUUGUAAGAUGAUUUUUGUAAAACGUCUCCAGUGUUAAGACUUGUAAAUAUGUUUUUACAUGUUUGCAGACGUGCAUUAAAAUAUUAAAAUGAACAAUGGGA
Molecule: messenger RNA, 5981 nt
Organism: Haplochromis burtoni (Burton's mouthbrooder)
Lineage: Eukaryota; Metazoa; Chordata; Actinopteri; Cichliformes; Cichlidae
Gene: tbc1d13
Product: TBC1 domain family, member 13
Exons: 12
Coding region: 109-1311 (400 amino acids)
Biological process (GO): intracellular protein transport; activation of GTPase activity
Molecular function (GO): GTPase activator activity
Source: RefSeq, a predicted model, not a curated record